AUGGUGAAGGAAACGAAGCUAUAUGAUUUGCUCGGUGUGAAGCCUGACGCAUCUGAUUCCGAGCUGAAAAAGGCCUAUCGUAAGAAGGCUUUGGCGCUUCACCCUGACAAGGGUGGUGACCCGGAGCUUUUCAAAGAGGUCACCUCUGCAUAUGAGGCGCUCUCUGACCCGGACAAGCGUGAGAUGUACGACCGUUUCGGCAUGGAAGGUCUGAGCGAAGGUGGUAUGGGUGGUGGUAUGGACCCCCAGGACCUGUUCUCACAGUUGUUUGGCGGUGGUGGCGGCUUCUUUGGCGGUGGUGGCCGUCCUCGUGGCCCGCGGAAGGGCAAGGACCUCGUGCACCGUGUCAAGGUUACCCUGGAAGACCUGUACAAGGGCAAGUUGACGAAGCUGGCUCUUCAAAAGCAUGUUCUUUGUAAGAAGUGCGAUGGUCGUGGUGGUAAGGAAGGCUCUGUGAAGACCUGCAAUUCCUGCCAUGGUCAAGGUAUUAAGAUUGUAAUGCGUCAAGUGGGUCCGAUGAUCCAGCAGAUGCAGCAGACCUGCCCAGACUGCCAGGGUGCUGGCGAGCAGAUUGAUGCCAAGGAUCGCUGCACGGCAUGCCACGGCAAGAAAGUGACACAGGAACGUAAGGUCCUCGAGGUCCGUAUCGACAAGGGUAUGGAAGAUGGCCAGCAGAUUACGUUCAAGGAGGAGGCUGACCAGGCGCCGAACACCGUGCCUGGUGAUGUGAUUAUUGUGGUGGACGAGCAGCCCCACCCGCGCUUCAAGCGCAAGAAGAACGACCUCUUCGUGAGUGUGGAAGUGGAUCUCUUGACGGCGUUGGCGGGUGGUCGUGUGAAUAUUGAACAUCUGGAUGACCACGCACUUUCCGUGGAGAUCCCGGCGGGUGAGAUUGUACGUCCUGGCGAUAUGAAAGUGCUUCGUGGCCAGGGUAUGCCGUCGUACCGCCACCAUGAGAUGGGUGACCUGUACGUUAACUUGAGUGUGAAGUUCCCCGACUCGCUGAGCGAGGAGCAGAUGGGUCUCCUUGAAAAGGCGCUGCCGCCCCGUAUGCCCCAGGCCUCGCUGCCGAAGAAUGUGGAUGUUGAGGAUGUGGUGAUGGACAACAUUGACGAACACGAGGCUCACCGCGCACGCACUGGCCCAUCUGGCUCUCAUGAUAUGGAUGAAGAUGACCCAGCUGGUGGUCCGCAGGUGCAAUGUGCGCAGGGCUAA
Messenger RNA from Malassezia pachydermatis, 1215 nucleotides. RefSeq names its product ydj1-mitochondrial and er import protein. The coding region runs from base 1 to 1215 and encodes 404 amino acids. NCBI's taxonomy places the organism in Eukaryota, Fungi, Basidiomycota, Malasseziomycetes, Malasseziales, Malasseziaceae. Gene Ontology annotation, biological process: response to heat; protein refolding. The transcript has 3 exons. Gene Ontology annotation, cellular component: cytosol; cytoplasm; nucleus. The record is from RefSeq and is a predicted model, not a curated record. Gene Ontology annotation, molecular function: Hsp70 protein binding; ATP binding.